AUGGACGUCCCGACCGCUGUGCUUCUAGUCACCGUCGCCCUGAUUCUCCUGACCUACCUCAGCCUGCGCACGCGCUUCCCGCAUCUCCCCGGCCCGGGGCUGCGCGCGUACCUCCCGAACGGGCAGGUGCUGCGCGUGCUGCAAGACAACCGCCUCCUCGCCGGGACCGUUCUCCGCCUCUCCGCGCAGUACGGCGACGUCUUCCAGCUCUGGCUGGGCCCGUCCGAGUUCGUCGUCACCUCUGUCCCGGACGACGUCGUCCACAUCUUCACUAAGACUCAAGUCUUCGUCAGACCCCGCGCCAUGCGCGCCAUGUUCGACGCCGUCGUCCCCGGCAGCCUCUUCACCCUGUCCAAGCCCCACCACGCCCAGGCCAGGGCCCAGCUCCGCGCCAGCUUCAACCACACCUACCUCAAGGGCUUUCACCACUCCAUGCGCCGCGCCGUCGACGAUAUGUGCGAAGACUUGGCCGUCGCCGCUACUGUGCACCCAGGCAACAACCAGUCCGACCUCAUCAAUAUUACGCAGUAUCUCUCCGCCGCAGCCUUCCAGAUCAUCACCAACUGCGCGUUCGGCGUCGACAUGCCACGUCAACAGCGCCUCGCCUUCGCGUCGUACGCCAACGACCUCAUCGGCGGGAUGCUGCUAGAGCUCAUGGGUUACCCGUUCCGCCAGAUCCUCUCGGUCUUCGGUUCGCGCAAGGCCUUGAUCGCAAGCAAGGCCAAAGUCGACGCCGUGUGCGCAAAAAUCAUUCGCGACCGCCAGCAAGAAACGCCCCACCACAAGGCCAGCCGCGCCUCGGACUUGCUUGACGCUAUCCUGGCCCUAGACAAUCAUGACGCGCCCGCGCUGGUGUCCGAGGCCGUCACCUUCUUUGUGGCGGGCGGCCACACCACGUACGAGACCCUAGCGUGGUGCAUCUUCGAGGUGUCACGCGCCCCACGCGUGGAGGCCGCCAUCCGCGCGGAGCUGGCGCGCGUGCUCGGCGAGCGCGAUGUGCACCACGCCAUCUCGUUUGACGACUGCGAGAAGCUCACCUACCUCAAGCAGGUGUGGAAGGAGACGCUGCGCUUGCACCCGCCGGGCGCGUUUGUCAUGCGCACGGCCGCGUGCGACGUAACGCUGCGCGGCAGCGGCACGCGCAUCCCGAAGGGCUCCAACGUCAUCAGCCUGUUCCUCGGGGCGCAGUGCAGCGCCAAGUUCUGGAAGCAGCCGGAGACGUUUCGCCCGGAGCGCUGGGACAGCGCCACCGGCGAGGCGCGCCGCGCGCCGCCCGGCGCGUACACGCCCUUCAGCCUGGGCGCGCAGAACUGCGCCGGCCAGUUCCUCGCCGACUACGAGGCCGUCCUGACCCUCGCCUCGCUCUACAGAAGGUUUCGCGUGCAGCUCGCGUGCGAGCCCGCCGAGGUCCGCUCGUGCACCGGCUGGGUCGAGGGCGCCCGCACCGCCGUUGACGGCAGCGACUUCCAGUACGGCCUGCCUGUGCGCGUCACGUCCGUCGCGUGAGGCCGCGGGAGGAACUGCUGCGGUUUCUAGCCGCAGAGCGCAUGCCGCCCAUGUAACGAGGAGGCAGGGGGCCGGUGACACGCCCCUCCGAAUUAGCAUCGCGCCGCAGUGUACUGCUUGUGCGAGCAGGCGCUGCAAGAUACACGUAUGCCCGCAUCUCGCACAAGCGCAUGGCCCCCGCGCCAUGGGCCGCCGGGUGGCUGGCUGUUGCAUCCCCGCGCCGCGUGGAGCGCGGGCGAGGCGCCGCCCCCGAGCCAGUGUAGCGUGCCGCGGACUCCGGCUUUUCGCGUACCCGCGCUUCCUUUCGCCGCGCCUCUCGUCGCGCCGCGCGCACACCUCGCAUGCUCGCGCGCCUAGUUGCUGCGUGCCGUACAGCAAGCCAUGGCGCCGGCAUUGCACCCAGCACGCCCUGAACACCACCGUGACAUGACACCACCUGCCACCGCGCCUCCCCGCCCCACGCCCUCAUCCCCCUCUGCAACAGCACCGCCAAUUCUCCCACCGCCCCCCACGCGCAACAACGGCGCGGUCCGCAUCGUUCCUCUCCCGCGGCUUAGUCCUCGGCCAGGACAUGGGCCCUCACGCCUGCAUCGCGCUGCCCCUCCCGAGCCUGCGGGCCGGGGAGCGUGUGGGCCGGUUAAUCGCCGCUAGUUGAGCGCCGGGCUGUGCAUUAUGGUACUGUAUACCAGGCCGGCCGUCGCAGUCGGUGUGUACGCGCGGACAGGUUGCAUCGGUGUGCGGUAGUGGGCGCAACGUGAAGACGGUUAGGCGGACAACAAGGACGCGGGAUGACAGCCAUGUUAACAGGCCGCUUUACAGAGCAUUUGCAAUGACGUGGACGUGAAAGUGUAUGCUGUCCGUUGGUACUGUACCACGGCAUCUCAAUGGCGCCUCCAUGCCUAGCUGACAUGGUCGUGAACAUUUGUCUCUCGCACAGAACGCAUACUUACUAUCCAUCGUACCUACCUUCCAGGGGAAUCGGCGGCCCCCUAUCCCCGUCCCCUGAUAAAAUCUCCACCCA
Chondrus crispus (carragheen) is the source of this 2527-nucleotide messenger RNA. Its product is annotated as cytochrome P450 family 808E-CYP808E1. Gene Ontology annotation, molecular function: monooxygenase activity; heme binding; iron ion binding. The record is from RefSeq and is a predicted model, not a curated record. Lineage: Eukaryota; Rhodophyta; Florideophyceae; Gigartinales; Gigartinaceae. Bases 1 to 1506 code for a protein of 501 amino acids. The transcript has 2 exons.